Messenger RNA from Bombus huntii, 949 nucleotides. RefSeq names its product omega-amidase NIT2-like. The transcript has 4 exons. Lineage: Eukaryota; Metazoa; Arthropoda; Insecta; Hymenoptera; Apidae. Gene Ontology annotation, cellular component: mitochondrion. Bases 103 to 681 code for a protein of 192 amino acids. Gene Ontology annotation, molecular function: omega-amidase activity. Gene Ontology annotation, biological process: L-glutamine metabolic process; oxaloacetate metabolic process. The record is from RefSeq and is a predicted model, not a curated record.
GAGUACUUUCGAAAAUACGCCGAGAGUAUUCCUGAUGGUGAAACGAGCGUUGCUUUAUCGAAUGCAGCUAAAGAAAACAACAUCUAUGUAGUUGGUGGUACGAUGCCUGAAAUAGAGGGCGAUAAAUUGUACAAUACCUGUACUAUUUGGGGUCCCGAUGGAACUUUGAUAGCAAAACACCGAAAGGUACAUCUAUUCGACAUCGACAUUCCUAAUAAGAUUACUUUUCGAGAGAGUGAUUCACUCAGUCCUGGUAACUCCCUAACGACGUUCGAUGUGAAGGGCUGCAAAAUAGGUAUUGGCAUAUGCUAUGAUAUUAGAUUCGAGGAAAUGGCACGCAUUUAUCGGAACAAAGGUUGCCAAAUGCUGAUAUAUCCAGCGGCAUUCAAUAUGACCACUGGACCACUGCACUGGUCAUUACUUCAGCGUUCCAGAGCGAAUGAUAAUCAAUUAUACGUUGCUUGCAUAUCACCGGCUCGUGUUCCUUCAGCAAGUUACGUCGCAUGGGGGCAUACACAGUUGACCAAUCCCUGGGGAGAGAUUCUUUACGAUUUGGAAACUCAAGAGAAUAUGGCAGUCACCGAUAUCGAUCUAAAAGUUGUUGAGGAAGUAAGGGCUCAGAUACCUACAUUUUCUCAGAGACGUACAGAUUUGUACGACACUGUCUGUAAGAAGGAGUAACUCUACACUAAAACAGAAAAUGUUUUUUUAUAAUAUUUCUACUACAAUAUCCUUUUUUUGCGAAUUAUUACUAAUUUCUUAUCAUUUGUACUAAAUGAAUGACUCAAUUAAGAAAACCAAAACGUUAUAAAUAAUAAUCUGUAUAUCUUGUGUAUCAACAUGUAAUUGGAUAUUAUAAUAAUAUAGGAAUGCUAUAAUAAUAUAGGAUAAUAAUAUAGGAGAAUAGAAUAAUAAUAUAUAAUAAUAAUAUGCUUUUAAACACCUUUAA